GGAAAACGUAUUUUUUUAGCCGAUGUGGACGAAACCCUGCUAAAACACUGACAAUGUCACCACGAUGCUUUCUAAAAAAAAGUCUGUUGUUUAUAAAUAUGUUACUGCUGCCUCGUUCUAUCUAUGACGUACUGACACAAAAUUCAAAUGAUUUGCAACUGUCGCUUUAUCGCGUCCAGUCUACAGCUGUCGCAUCCGGUGUAGACACGCUGGCAGAUUAAAACUAAAGAUUGUUGAGGCACUUUAAAAGGAGCGACUAGCUUACUUGAAAAUUUAGUUUGUACUUUUGUAAAUUUAGUUGAAUCGAAGUAUUGUAGUGUCUUAGUUUCAAAAGCACACGAGACAUAGCUAAUGCAUUUCGUUGUCCUUCCCAACUGAUAUUUGACCUGAACGGCGGAAUAGCUGGAGAACCGAUGUGCGUUGUAUAACACGUUACACCCAGUGUAAACCUUAGACCGGUACUUCCUGAUCUCCAAAACAGAAGAAGGUGCAGUAGGCUAUAGGCGGACGUAGGCUACAGACCUAAUUUCACAACUGUGUGGAGAGACGUUGUCUAAAAAGGAGUUGUAUCGAACCAUAUCAGCACAAAUAUGACUUCGGAUCUGCCAGUUCUCCUCGCAGCAGUCUCGAUUCUGUCUGCUCUCCACCUGGCGCUUCAGGCUAAACGUGUGGGGUGGUCAAGGAUGAAACAUAAAAUUAUGCCCCCCACUGUUACUGGACCUCCUGAGUUUGAAAGGACGUUUCGUGCACACCAGAAUAGCGUAGAGAUGUAUUCAGUUUUCUUGGUGGUAUUGUGGAUCUCUGGCAUCUUUUGCAGUGAAGUGCUUGCUUCUCUUGGAGGACUUCUAUAUGUUGUGGGCAGAGAGAUGUACUUUACUGGCUAUAUCCGUGAAAGCAAGAAAAUGUGA
Molecule: messenger RNA, 908 nt
Organism: Cyprinus carpio (common carp)
Lineage: Eukaryota; Metazoa; Chordata; Actinopteri; Cypriniformes; Cyprinidae
Product: microsomal glutathione S-transferase 2-like
Exons: 4
Coding region: 591-908 (105 amino acids)
Biological process (GO): leukotriene biosynthetic process
Cellular component (GO): endoplasmic reticulum; nuclear envelope; membrane
Molecular function (GO): glutathione transferase activity; glutathione peroxidase activity; leukotriene-C4 synthase activity
Source: RefSeq, a predicted model, not a curated record